CACUCAUAAUCUCAUAACUCUCCCAUUUCUGAAAAAAUGAAAAUGAAAGAAAUUAAAUCAACCAGGAGUAAUAAAUAACCUUCAUAUCUUCUUUUACUUUUUGUUUUUUUGUUUUUUCUAUAUAAGCUAGGGCCUCCCAUUCUUCAAUUACCAUUAUACUGAAGUCAGUCACACUCAUUCGUUGCUACACAAAACUCCUGGCUCAGCUUGCCAUGGAAGUUAUGAUGCUCAGAUCACUCCUCACUCUCCUCUUCUUCACUAGUCUUUACAUUACUCACAUUUCAGAAGUCUCGGCCACGACUAUAACUCUGUUCAACAAGUGCAGCCACCCAGUGUGGCCAGGCAUACAACCUGGCGCCGGAAAACCCAUCCUCGCCCGCGGCGGCUUCAAGCUUCGCCCCAACAAGGCAUUCUCCCUCCGCCUCCCCGCCGCCUGGUCCGGCCGCAUCUGGGGCCGCCACGGCUGCUCCUUCGACGCGGCCGGCAAAGGCCGCUGCGCCACCGGCGACUGCGGCGGCACCCUGUUCUGCAACGGCGCCGGCGGAGCCCCUCCGGCCACGCUCGCCGAGAUCACUCUCGGAUCCGACCAGGACUUCUACGACGUCAGCCUCGUCGACGGGUACAACCUCGCCAUCUCCAUCACGCCGUUCAAGGGUUCCGGCAAGUGCAGCUACGCCGGGUGUGUGAGUGAUCUGAACAUGAUGUGUCCGGUGGGUCUUCAGGUGAGAUCUCACGAUAAUCGGCGAGUUGUGGCGUGUAAGAGUGCUUGCUUCGCGUUUAACUCGCCGAGGUAUUGUUGUACGGGAAGCUUUGGGAAUCCACAGUCGUGCAAGCCGACGGCGUACUCGAGGAUCUUCAAAGCGGCUUGUCCUAGGGCUUAUUCCUAUGCCUAUGAUGAUCCAACUAGUAUUUCUACUUGCCAUGGCGGAAGCUACUUGGUCACCUUCUGCCCUCACCAUUAAAAACCUCUCUCUCUAGGUUCCUCAACCUCUCUCUCUCUAGAUCUUAUAUAUCUAUCUUUAUUUUACUAUCAUACUAUGCACUAGUGCUUUAUUACAUUACCUACUACAAGUAAUUGAAACUAUAUUUCAGUGGCAUAUUUAGUUUAAAGAGUUUAUGAGUUGUAGCUAAUUUGGCAUUGGAUUCAAUCUUUUUUAUUUGCUUGUGGCACUUCACCCACAAGGGUACGAGAGUUAUAAGAAGAUGAGAAGGGCGAGGGCAUUUUCUGGUA
This is a messenger RNA of Cornus florida, 1231 nucleotides long. RefSeq names its product thaumatin-like protein. The transcript is spliced from 2 exons. The record is from RefSeq and is a predicted model, not a curated record. Lineage: Eukaryota; Viridiplantae; Streptophyta; Magnoliopsida; Cornales; Cornaceae. The coding region runs from base 213 to 962 and encodes 249 amino acids. Gene Ontology annotation, biological process: defense response. Gene Ontology annotation, cellular component: extracellular region.